Vespula vulgaris is the source of this 880-nucleotide messenger RNA. RefSeq lists its product as uncharacterized. The record is from RefSeq and is a predicted model, not a curated record. The coding region runs from base 334 to 678 and encodes 114 amino acids. The transcript has 4 exons. Lineage: Eukaryota; Metazoa; Arthropoda; Insecta; Hymenoptera; Vespidae.
AUGAAUUCCAAAUAUAUUAUAAAGUAAUACGAGCAGUUGGUAUGAAGAAAGCAACAUCCUAAAUAAUAUCAUAUGUGAUUAAGAAAUCAUUAACAAGUUUCAUUUCUUUUUUUACACAACGAUGUUUAUGUUUUGGGCAAAAAUAAACGUAAUCGUUUAUAUGUAUAAAUCCAGAUUGAUAACAUAAGGAUAAAUUUAAUGAAAGUGUAUUAUUGUUGUCACAAAGUAAAAACAUACAAGAGGUUAGAAAAUGUAAUAAUAGUUUUUUAAUAAAUUCGUAUUAUAUCUAUUGUAUAAUAUCAGUGAUAAGACAUUGAUAUCAACAAUAUAUACAUGACAGGAAACUGGACCAUAGAUGAAGAACAGUCUGUGGAUAAUCAAAGCUUGCUUUCUUCUGAAAUUAUAAAAACCGCAAAUAUUAGAAAAAGAUCUGAUGUACCCACUUAUUACUUAUACAAAACACAUUGGCGUAAUGAUGCUGAAAUACAGCGACAUUAUUGGACAGCAUCUUUUUUAUUGCCACUUGGUUCAAUUUUUGUACUUGCUCUAGUAGUUAUAUUAAUGGUACUAUUUAAAAGAUGUCCACAUAUUGUUGCUGCAAUUGUUGCUGGGAUUCUUGGAAUUAUUCUUAUAUUUGUGACAUUAGUAUCACUUAAUCAUACACCAACGUAUUCUUGAUAAAUUUUUAUCGCUUCAUAUAAAAAAAAAUAUAUUAUCAAAUACAUUUUUUUGGUAGAGAUAAAGACUGAGUAAUGAAAUUUCAGAUAAUAACAAUUGGAUCUGUUCUUUUUGAAAUGUAAUCAAAUAUUUGAAUCUAGAUAUUAUAUAAAAUUGUGAUUGUAAAUCUUGUAUGCAAAAAAAUUAAUUACUUACUGUUAAC